Messenger RNA from Orbicella faveolata, 1530 nucleotides. RefSeq names its product ankyrin repeat and fibronectin type-III domain-containing protein 1-like. The record is from RefSeq and is a predicted model, not a curated record. Gene Ontology annotation, cellular component: spindle. Lineage: Eukaryota; Metazoa; Cnidaria; Anthozoa; Scleractinia; Merulinidae. Gene Ontology annotation, biological process: signal transduction; establishment of mitotic spindle orientation; regulation of establishment of bipolar cell polarity. Gene Ontology annotation, molecular function: protein binding.
GGGAGGGGACCACCCUUCCCUCCAGUUUUUCUUAAUAAAAAUUACAGGUAAAAGAGCCCAUCUUCACUUAAACACUCAAUCCCGUCCGUUUUAGUGGAGGGAUAUGCUGCUUUUGCCUAUUUGUUUGUUUGUUUGUUCGUUUGUUUUUGGUGGGGGGUGGGGGUGGGCUUCUUUCUUCAUCUUUCAGUUUCGCGCCUUUUCGAAAGAUAUUUGAGAAAUCCUGGAUCCAAUUUCACUUCUCCCCAGUCUACCUCCAGCGGAACCAGAUAUACAUGUUUUACAACGACAAUCUGCCUCUUGUUGGUAAUAUACAAUUUGUGGGUGAUUGGGUAGCGAAGUCUUGGCAGUUGCGAAACGAUCAUUCUGGCACUGGUGGUUUGGAAUAAAGCACCAGUUAUUUCGCCAGCGUGAGACCUUGCAACACGCUUGAUUGAGGCAGAAAGCGCGUUGCUUCGUCAAUGUCUUUAUCAAUCGACUCGAAUGGACGUCAAGUUCAAUACAUAUGCAGUAUUUCUUCCUUCAGGCUUUGAUCAGUGUACACUCUCACUUCAAGUCUACAUACAACGAAGAUUGGCGUGGAUAAUUGCGUAUUCGUGCUCGUAUUGACGGUAUGCCUGACCGACUAAAUUUCGGUAACUUGCCAUCAACUGUACAUUUUUUAUCGUCGAGUGCUUGUUUGGUGAAUGGUUUUGACCGAAAACGUUCUGUAGUCAAGAUUUGCGGUUUUAUGGGUGAAUUGUAAAGUGAGUAUGUCUGAAGAGACGACAGCGGCCAGGGCAGAGACUGUCAGAUUAAAUGAAACAGCUCGACGGAUAUCAUGUACCACUGAUGGGUUUCUCGUCCCGUCUGGAGAGCUCGAUUGUGACUUGCCCGUUCAACAACAAGACCUUGGUGGACUGCUCAGGAAAGAGGGAAGAUGUAGCGCCACUUUUUUCAAUGGAAUUGAUGGCAAUUUUUCAUGCGACGAAACUAGCAGUUCGUUGCAAAAGCCACAUCCUUUACGCAGCCCAGUGACUAAACAACCCUCGUUGGCAAGAGCAUUAACCAUUUCCUCUAUCUCAGAGAAUGUGAACAAGCCGCUAGUAUCAAAAGAUUGCAGGAAUUUUUCCAAGGCUCCUCUUAAGUUGAAGUUUCCUUUGUCUUCUAGGGCGGCAGCUUGGAAUCUUGAAGAGGAUGACGAGAGUGGAGUAGCAAGUGGUAGCACUGAUGGAGUUCCUUUUGGAUACACAACAGGAGGGUUAUAUUAUUCAACUGAUGUACGUCUUCAAUCAUUGCAUACAUUAGAGGUAAAAAUUACAUUAUGAACGUACUUGCAUUCGACAUGUAGCCUUUCAUUAAUUAGUACUAGGAAUGCCAUAAUAUAUAGCACAAAUUACUGUCUAAAUGUGUGUGUAUAUAAGAAACAAGAAAUUUUAUCUAAGAUGUCCCAGUUAUUGCACAUAAAAAACCAAGCCAAGACAUAACAUUAUUGAUGUGAAGUAUAUAUGAAAUAAUUCAUAUUUGAACUGCGGUUGUAGAUGAAAGUGAAUA